Molecule: messenger RNA, 705 nt
Organism: Asparagus officinalis (garden asparagus)
Lineage: Eukaryota; Viridiplantae; Streptophyta; Magnoliopsida; Asparagales; Asparagaceae
Exons: 2
Coding region: 1-705 (234 amino acids)
Source: RefSeq, a predicted model, not a curated record
AUGUUUAUGAUGUUAGUCGUAGAAGCUGAGGCGAACGACCAGGUUAUCACUGGCAAGGUUCUUGUUUCUUUCGUUCCUGCUUUAUCACUCUUUGACUCUGGGGCUUCCCAUUGUUUUUUAUCUCGUCGAUUUGCAAGUGCCCACUCUCUUCCUAUAACUUCUCUGACUAUAGGCUGGAAUAUCAACACUAGUAGUGGCGUUUUAGUAGCAUCCAGUGAUUAUGAAGCAUGUCCUGUGGUCAUCUGUAGGAGGGAACUCUUUGCAGACUUUCUAGUGAUUGAUUUGUCGAGCUUUGAUGCAGUAUUUACGAUGGAUUGGUUGGGGUCAUUCUUUGCCACCAUUGAUUGUCGCCAUCGGAGCAUAGUAUUUAAGAUACCGGAUCACCCGAGGUUUGAGUUCCUCAGUGGCAGUACAUCGGUCGGACAUGUAGAGUACAGAGCUAGACAGAAAAAGGCGAUGUUAGCUGCAAUGCAAGUGGAAUCCGAGAAGCCAGAUGUAGUUCAAGAAUUUGAAGAUGUGUUUCCUGACGAUAUUUACGGAUUGCCACCGGAUCAAGCAAUUGAGUAUUCCAUAGAUUUAAAGCCUGGAGUUGCUUCGAUCUCUAAGAACCCUUAUAAUAUGCCUCUGGCAGAAUUAGCCGAGCUUCGGACUCAGUUGGAUGACCUCUUGCAGAGAGGCUUGAUUCGACCCAGUUUAUCGGUCUAG